Gongylonema pulchrum is the source of this 1131-nucleotide messenger RNA. Lineage: Eukaryota; Metazoa; Nematoda; Chromadorea; Rhabditida; Gongylonematidae. The record is from the annotation of a GenBank genome assembly.
AUGAAGUGGAAAACAGCACCGUAUUUUGAUUGCCGCGGUAUAGCUUUGGCUUUUGGAAGUGAAUACAAUACUUUUCCCUCCAGUCUGGCUGGCCUCAUGAAUGACAAAGCAACGGGACAAUGUAAGCGUUAUGGUUUCGUUGAUUUUAAAGAAGCUGAAGACGCUCAGCGGGCUGUCGAGGGACUGAACCAAGAAGGAAAAGUUCAAGCCCAGAUGGCAAAGGCACUCAGUCCAAACAACCAUCAAAAUCUCAUCGUGUUUCAGCAACAGGAGCAGGAUCCGACAAACCUGUACCUCGCAAAUUUGCCACCAGACUUUACCGAAACCGACUUACAAAAGCUACUAGAAGGCUACGGCUCUACAAUAAGUACUAGAGUUUUAAAGAAUGGUGACGGCUCGAGCAGAUGUGUUGGCUUUGCACGCAUGGAUAAUGAAGAACUGUGCGCCAAAAUUAUCAAAGAUUUAAACGGAAAAAAAGUGAUCCGUGGUUGUGACAUGCCACUUAUGGUAAAGUAUGCGGAUAGUAACAAAAAACUGAAGGCACGACAAAGUGCAUCAGGAAUGUACGGCAGUCUUACGCAGCUCGAGCUCAGUCCACCUUGUUACACGGCACAACCAUAUGAACAUCUCAGUGGACAGUAUAUCAGAAGCAACCCGAACCUUCAGUAUCUUCUGCCGCCGUCACCUUACGUCUACAAUGCGCAUCCGCAGUAUUCUAUGCAAGGUUUAUCGAUUCAUGGUGCCAGUGCGGCCUUACUGCAACCGCCGUCCGAUCUUUCGAGUGUGGCACCUGGUACAAGUAUGGCAACCAGCCAGUUGCCUACUGGUACGGCGAUUCCGCAAGUUCCCGUGCAUCCAGCUUAUGCAGCGUUCCCGUUCUACCAGUGGACCUAUGGUGCUGCUACUGAUCCAAGUAUGAUUGGUGCAGUGGUUACAUCGACGACACCACUGCAAGCGUACAUCCCGGAUUUGGCGAUGCAUACGGAUGCCUCAUCUGCUGCUGUUGCAAUGGCUGCAGUAUCAAAUCCAGCAGCAGCAACAAGCCAGGUCGUUUAUAGCACACAGCCACCGCCACUGCCACCGAUAAUGCAGAACUCGAUGCCUUCGGGAAUUGUUACGGUAUCUCAGUAG